AUGACACGGCAUAAGCUCUAUGCCGAAGCUGAAGCUCUCAUUAAUGAAAAGAAGAUAACAAAGUCAGCUGCUCUCGAUGAUGAAACUGCCAAAAGCCAAAAAACCAAAGAUUCCGAAAGCGUUGUUAAAGGUAAGAAACGCGCAAAAACCGAGCGAAAAGCAACUUCUAGCACAAACAUUACCAAGUGCAAGUCAUGUGGAGAACUCGGACAUGGAAGCAAAAGAAGUCCAUUAUGCCCCAAUCAUAAAGGGACUAUGGAGGUAACAAUAACAAGGAGAUUGGGUAGUUUCGAAAGGUUCACUAUUUCAGUGCCUUUAGAAACAUUUGUUACGAAUCCUGCCAAUUUUGUCCCCUGCCAUGAACGUGUGUUGGAAAAGUCAGCCUUUCUGCGAACAGUGGUAGUCAAGGCUCAAUUCAUUGUCAACCAUUACAUUCUUACGUAUCAUAAGCAUGUAACAAACGCCUUGUUUGAGCAAAACUUCGGGUAUACUGUCUGUCGGGUCGUCUAUGGAAGUGCCAGAAUUGAAGAUGUGGAGGCUCGUUACCCUGAAAUGACAGGUUUCGCAGAGGCAUAUUAUACGCUCUUGAUACAUCCUCAUGAAGUCAAUCUUUCAGUAUAUUGUGGAUAUUUGGCAUAUUACGGCCAGAUUGAUUUUAAUGUUGGCCCUGUCAAAGACCUUGUUUAUAAUGAGCUUUUUGAUUACAUUUUUCUUAAGCCAGUUGGCCAACUUUUCAACAUCAAUCCCGCUACUGCUCCUAGAGAGUUUAUGCCGUUCACCACCAAGAUGGAGCAUUUCCUAAAUGCUGCUUCAAAACCAAUCAAGCAAUUGGAUUUUGAAGCGUACAAGCUGCAAAAUUCUGGCAUUGUUGGCCAUCAAUUUCCUGCCCGUUUGACACCGACGAAAUUCGCUAUGUUUCCAAAGCCAAGUAUGAAAUGGCGGUUUAUAAAACUGGAUUCUCAAAGCCUUCAUCACUUCUUUCCAUAUGAUCGUUUGACGAAACUGGACUACGAAACAGAAAUUGACUACAUUUCAAGGUGUUUCUUUCGAUACUUUAACUCCACAAUAUUCAAAAUAGAUAGAAAGAUUACCAGUAGCAUUAUUGGAAAUGUACAAUUGAGCAUAUCCGACUUCGCCGAAGAGGAAAUCAAUAGUCACUUCCGUCCCUGUGCUGUAGACCCCGGGCGCAAAGAUGCGUUUGUUCCGUACCAUGGAGGCACAGAUGUCAGGAAGUGUUCAACUAGAGAGUAUUACCAAUCCAGAGGAUAUAAGGGCAGGAUGAAGAUGGAAGAAGAAUUGAAACAGCAAGAGGGUAUCAAAACUAUAGAGUCACUCAUCCCAUCUGUUAAAACAAUAUCUGCUAGCCGCUAUCGUGAUCAUAUACAGUAUAUGUGCGCACAUAUGAAUAUUUUGCAUCAGUUCUAUGGGUACAGAACCGCAGAGCUGAACUGGAAGAAUUUUCGUGGAAGACAAGUAUCCUUAGAGUAUGCUACAACCACCCUUUUGAAUGGGAGAAAGAAGUAUAACCCGCAGAAGAGAUCACGGCAUAUGAGUAAAAAAACCCACAGGAAACGUAAAAAGCAAAACAAUCGACGGAAUCCCGGCAUAGCUCAUCAAUCAGUCAAUAUAAUCCGGUAUUUCAAACAAAUAUACAAGUAUCUGAAAAUUAAAGAAAAACAAGGGCUAGUGUUAGUAAUAGAUAUUGAUGAAUUUCGUACGUCAAAGAUCUGUAAUUCGUGUAAAAACGUCGGAUGUAUGAAAGUAUCGUUCUCGUACACCGAGUAG
This is a messenger RNA of Mycotypha africana, 1785 nucleotides long. RefSeq lists its product as uncharacterized. The transcript is spliced from 7 exons. NCBI's taxonomy places the organism in Eukaryota, Fungi, Mucoromycota, Mucoromycetes, Mucorales, Mycotyphaceae. The record is from RefSeq and is a predicted model, not a curated record. The coding region runs from base 1 to 1785 and encodes 594 amino acids.